Panicum virgatum (switchgrass) is the source of this 3259-nucleotide messenger RNA. Its product is annotated as receptor kinase-like protein Xa21. Lineage: Eukaryota; Viridiplantae; Streptophyta; Magnoliopsida; Poales; Poaceae. Gene Ontology annotation, biological process: protein phosphorylation. Gene Ontology annotation, molecular function: protein kinase activity; protein binding; ATP binding. The coding region runs from base 48 to 3209 and encodes 1053 amino acids. The record is from RefSeq and is a predicted model, not a curated record. The transcript is spliced from 2 exons.
GAUCCAUCGCCCAGUGGCACACUGGCACCAAUACACACAAGAUCAGCAUGGCAAUGCGCUCAAUGAGCUUGCUGCUGCUGCUGCUGCUGCUAUCCUUCUCCGUCUCCAUCUCGACGGCACCCGUGGCUGCACAAGCCGACGACGCGGCUGCACUGCUGGCCUUCAAGGCCGCGGCGGUCGGCGACGGCAGUGCGCUCGCCUCCUGGAACAGUAGCAACGGGUUCUGCAGCUGGGAGGGGGUCACCUGCGGGGGCAGGCACCGGCGAGCGGUGGCGCUGAACCUGUCCUCGCACGGGCUCACCGGGUUCCUCUCCCCGGCCAUCGGCAACAUGUCGUUCCUCAGGACCCUCGACCUGAGCAACAACGGGCUCGUCGGGGACAUCCCCACUAGCCUCGGCCGCCUGCGCCGCCUCCAAAGCCUCAAGCUGAGCCAGAACGCCUUCUCCGGCGAGGUCCCCGGCAACCUGACCUCCUGCACCAGCCUAGAGUUGAUCAACCUCAGCUUCAACCAGCUCCGGGGGCCUGUGCCCCGCGAUCUCGGCAACAGGCUGACACGCCUCAGGGCUCUCCGCCUGUACAACAACAGUCUCACCGGCUCCAUUCCGGCGUCGCUCGGCAACCUAUCGUCACUUACCGUCCUAGGCCUCUCGUUCGACCAGCUGCGCGGCUCGAUCCCGCCGAGCCUCGGAGGCGUCACCGGCCUCCAGUACCUCGUGCUCGGCUCGAACCUCCUCUCCGGUGAGCCCCCGCAGUCCCUUUACAACUUGUCUUCGUUACAGCUGCUGGAGUUUCGGGCCAACAUGCUCCACGGAGCCAUUCCUGCAGACAUCAGCAGCAGGUUCCCCAGCAUAAGCUUUCUGAGCUUUGCUGUGAACCAGUUCGCCGGUCCUGUACCUGCUUCAAUCUCCAACCUCACCUCUCUGCAAAUACUCGAUCUCAUGAGUAACAGGCUUAGUGGGUAUGUGCCUCGAGGGCUAGGGAGGCUGCGAUCUCUGCAACGUGCUCUCUUGGGUUACAAUAGGCUAGAGGCAAACGACAAGGAAGGCUGGGAAUUCUUUGCUUCCAUGUCAAACUGCAGCAUGCUCCAGCAGCUAGAAAUCCACGGCAAUGCAGCUUUCACUGGGCAGAUACCACACUCGAUAGGGAAUCUCUCUGCAACACUACAACUCCUUAUCUUGCAAGACACUGGGAUCUUAGGAAGCAUUACCUCGGCCAUUGGCAAUCUGGUCGGCCUCCAAUGCUUUAGUGCGUGUGAUACUUCUAUAUCCGGAGUGAUUCCAGAUAGCAUCGGCAAGCUGGGAAACCUGAUUGAACUAUUUUUGUGCAACACUAGCUUGUCAGGCGUCAUACCCUCAUCUAUCGGAGACCUCUCAAAGUUGACUACACUAUAUGCAUACAAUAGCAACCUGGAGGGCCCGCUUCCAACAAGCUUAGGGAAGCUAACGAAUCUAACAGCCCUUGAUCUGGACCAGAACCAUUUGAACGGUUUAAUUCCAACAGAGAUUUUCAGCUUGUCUCUACUUUCCACAACCUUGGACUUAUCCUACAAUUUACUAUCAGGGCCCCUUCCUUCUGAAGUUGGUCGCUUGAAGAACCUAAAUUACUUGGUUCUAUCAGGAAACCAACUGUCUGGCAAGAUACCUGAAAGUAUAGGCGAGUGCAUCGUGCUGCAAGAACUUUGGUUGGACAAUAACUUAUUCGAGGGAAGCAUACCUCAAUCUCUAAAUAAUAUAAAGGGGCUUAUACGACUUAAACUGGAUGUGAACAAGUUGUCUGGACCUAUUCCUAAUGCCCUUGGGACUCUCCAUAGCUUGCAAGAGUUGUACCUAGCACAUAAUAUCUUGUCAGGGCCAAUCCCUACGCUCCUACAAAAUUUGACAUCGUUAUUAGAAUUGGAUAUGUCCUUCAACAACCUGCAAGGGGAGGUGCCUCAAGAGGGGAUUUUCAAAAAUUUCGGUAACUUUUCAAUUAGAGGGAACAACGAGCUCUGUGGUGGAAUACCUCAGCUUCAUUUAGCUCCAUGCCACAUGAGAUCUGUGAAAAAGAAUAGAAAAAGGCAAAUAAGGUCGCUUCAGAUAGGUUUUGGAACAACUAGUGCACUCUUGCUCUUAGCUUUUGUUAUUGCUUCCAUACAUUUUAUGCACAACAAGCUUAAAAGAAAGCAGAAGAGCCCAUUCGAACAACUAAUAGUUGAGGAACAAUUUGGAAGAGUUUCUUACCAAACAAUAGCAAAUGGAACAAAUGGAUUCUCCGAAGACAAUUUACUUGGUAAAGGAAGCUUCGGAGCGGUAUAUAAAUGCACAUUUCAAGAUGAGCAAACUAUCACCGCCGUGAAGGUUUUUAACCUUGAACAAUCUGGAUCCAAUAGAAGUUUUGUGGCUGAAUGUGAGGCACUGAGGCGGAUGCGCCACCGUUGUCUCUUAAAGAUCAUCACUUGUUGCUCCAGCAUCAAUCAGCACCAUGAAGAGUUUAAGGCACUAGUUUUUGAGUUCAUGCCCAAUGGUAGCUUGAACGGUUGGCUUCAUCCGAAAUCUGGUAUGCCCACUAUAAGCAAUACUCUAAGCCUAGAACAAAGGCUAAACAUUGCUGUUGAUAUCAUGGAUGCAUUGGACUAUCUUCAUAAUCACUGUCAGCCACCAAUUGUUCAUUGUGAUCUCAAGCCAAGCAACAUUCUUCUCACAGAAGACAUGAGUGUUCGAGUUGGAGACUUUGGCAUAUCUAGAAUCCUUCCAGAAAGUGCAAGUAGAACUCUGCAAAAUUCCAAUAGCACAAUUGGACUAAGAGGCUCCAUUGGCUAUGUUGCACCAGAAUAUGGUGAAGGUUCCACAGUCUCAACUCUCGGAGAUGUUUAUAGCCUUGGCAUAUUGCUUCUUGAGAUGUUCACAGGAAGGAGCCCAACAGAUGAUAUGUUUAGGGAUUCAAUUGAUCUACAUAAAUUUUCAGAAGAUGCUCUUCCGGAUAGAAUCUGGGAGAUAGCUGAUGCAUCAAUGUGGCUCCACGCAGAUAUUGAUCACAGCACUAGAAGAAGCAUAAUAGAGAAUUGCUUGGUUUCUGCCAUUGCCCUCGGAAUAUCCUGCUCAAAGAAACAACUUAGGGAGCGGGCGCUAAUACAGGAUGCCGCCGUUGAGAUGCAUCAUAUCAGGGAUUCAUACCUCAAUUUUGCCCGAUCUCAUAUGGUAGAACAUAGAGGAGUAGCAAUAACUCUGUAGUGAUUUGUGCAACGAUGAAUAAAGAGCUGAAAUUGGGCUAGAUGCCUGCA